AUGCGACACAUGUCGAACUUAAUUGUACGCGCAGAAAAAGAAGUUAUACUCGCUACCAACUACUGGCAGAAUUCGGUCGCUUCCAAAUAUAUAACAAAUGCGAUGAGGGAGCUAUCGAGAAGAGCUGGCAAGCGAGGAGAAAGGAUUGUGUUCAAGCUAGAAUAUGACCGAGGAAGUGCGAAACAGGCUUUGAACAACCACAUGUCUGUGACACCGAAGGAAUAUAUGGGCGCUGCGGUGAAUAUCCCAGCGCCGGAGGAUAUCCCAUUCAUCGACUUACAAGUGGUCAACUACCACCGACCAAUGGUUGGAACCUUCCAUUGCAAGUACAUGGUUGUGGACAGGAAGUAUGCGGUGCUUCAAAGCAACAACAUCCAGGACAAUGACAACAUGGAAAUGAUGACACUUCUGGAAGGGCCAAUUGUUGACUCGCUGUACGAUAUGGCUCUGAUUUCGUGGAACAACAAGCUGGACCCACCCCUACCAAGCGCAAACUCCCCAGCUGCGCAAGGAGGUGCGACCUCGUUCAAUAAUAAUCACAACGCGAUGUUUGGCCAGAAUGGAGCUAUCAAAGGCCACUCAGCCAUUGUACACCCAGAGCGUAUGAAGCAACGGAAGGCAUAUGAGUAUCACCCAGGAACUGUCAACCAACCUGGCGUAGCGCAGCCAUCUGUUGCUGUUGACAAAUCAGAGUCGAGCCAGAAUGAUCUGAAUGGGCCUGUGAAUGCAGAAGACGCUACUCGGCCUACGGGAGAUGAAAAUGGUGUCAGCGAAAUAACCAAUGGCAUGGAGCAAGCGAAACUGAGAGGAGAAACUCGGUCGAUCGAACACCAGGGCCAGGAUUUGGGCAUGAUUGGAAGGCUCCAGGAAAAUGCGAAAGCAGUUGCAGUGACAGGUGAUGUGGACCACAUCCCACAGCCCGAGAAAGAGCACCAUGGAGCAGUGAGCAAUCUUGUCGGCAACAAGGAGAAGCGUGGUAACAACAAAGAGUUGAAUGCGCCAGGUGUGAUUGGUCCUGAUGCUGAGACCAAGGAAUUCUUGAAUGAGGGCAGUCAGCAACUCCCUCAAUCAAAAAUCGAGAAUCCGUCGGCUGAGGAUGCUCUGUUGCCUGAGCACACCACCGAUGACCCUCACUACGAUGUCGAUAUUGCAGGAGAAGUGGCACGUGUCCAAACAGCAGUAUCUCCAAAGAAUGGUGAGACUAGAAUUGAAGCAGUGACACGGCAUCUCAACCACACCAAGAAUGCCGGCUUCAAAGGAAAUGCGCCCGAGUGUGAGCCAGAAGACGAAAUGACGCCCUACAUCCCCCAUCCAGUUCAUGAGCCAUUCCCAAUUGCGAUGGUGUGUCGUGAGCCAUACGGAUCGCCAAAUCACCGCUCUGUGUACAAUCCACAGAACGAGGUGUGGCUUUCAGCUCUCCGCAACGCCAAAAAGAAUGUCUUCAUUCAAUCACCGACUCUGAACGCUGAGCCGCUCGUCCCAGCGAUCAUUGAAGCUUGCGAACGGGGCAUCGAUGUAUAUUGCUAUAUUUGUCUGGGCUACAACGACACUGGUGAACUUCUUCCAAAGCAAGGUGGCACGAACGAAAUGAUUGCUCAUAAGAUGUACACCUCUCUCUCGCCUCAGGGGAAGCAGAAGCUUCACUACUUCUUCUACAUCGGCAAAGACCAAACCAUACCCAUAGUUGCCAAAAAGAAGAAGCGCGAUUGCCACAUCAAAGUCAUGAUCGUUGACGAGCACAUCGGUAUCCAAGGCAACGGGAAUCAAGAUACGCAGUCGUGGUAUCAUAGCCAGGAAAUCAAUGUUAUGUUCGAUAGUGCCUUGGUGUGUAAAGCUUGGAUUGAUGGGCUGAGGAGGAAUCAGAACACGCAUCUGUAUGGCGAGCUUGGGAAGAUGGAUGGUGUAUGGAGAGAUCAGAAUGGAAAGGAAGCGAGUGAUGUUAUUGGUGUCGAUCCAGGGAGGUUUGCGUGGGCGAAGGGAUUCAUGGGUGCAAUUCGGAGAGUGAGAGGUGCUGGUGAUUUUUAG
Molecule: messenger RNA, 2025 nt
Organism: Cadophora gregata
Lineage: Eukaryota; Fungi; Ascomycota; Leotiomycetes; Helotiales; Ploettnerulaceae
Exons: 2
Coding region: 1-2025 (674 amino acids)
Molecular function (GO): catalytic activity
Source: RefSeq, a predicted model, not a curated record